GUAGUGACCAUACUAUGCAUAAAUUUGGCGUGGCUGUACAUGUUCGGUGUAGCACGAGGAGUUCAACUUCGACGCAAAUAGGAGCCUCAAAAAUGAAUCGUUUGCUGUUCACUCUGACCGUUGUCGUUCUGAUGGCUGCACAUGCUUUUGCUUUAAAAUGUUAUUCCUGCACGUAUACUGAAGAAGACUGUAAGAAGAGCAAGAUGGACGAAAACGAAGCCAACUUUUUAUACACGUGUGUCGACAGCGAUAGAUGCUACAGAAGUUGGUCUAAAAGGAAACACUACGAUGCCAUGCUUGAUAUUGGAUGUGGUGACCAAUCGUCUUGUAACACCCGAAAGUCCAUUUGUGAUCAACAAUCGAAAGAUAUUCCGGACUACCAAUGCGAGGUUAGCUGCUGUUCUGAGGACGGAUGUAAUACAAGCUCAUAUUUCACUGCCAACAUCAUCCUGUUGACCGUUUCCUCUGUCCUGGGCCUAGCACUGCUGAAGUAAGCCGUGGAAGGCUUUACAAGUCAACUUUUCAUUUCGCUUAUUGCUCGUUUAAACUUAUUUGAUACUUAGUUGGCGUGGUCACCUAAAGUUCUAGAUGCACUCAGUUUUCAGAGCAGCGGAAUCUCCCGUGCACGUUUAGCACUGCUGGCUAACAUUAUUACUUUUUAAUCAUUUUGCUGGUUUUCACUUUUUGUUUUGUUAUUAAAAUUUUCGAAAUCUAUUUUCUGUAGCUUAAUUUCGUGUGACUGAAUAAAAGGGCGUUCA
Pocillopora verrucosa is the source of this 758-nucleotide messenger RNA. The record is from RefSeq and is a predicted model, not a curated record. Lineage: Eukaryota; Metazoa; Cnidaria; Anthozoa; Scleractinia; Pocilloporidae.